AUGAGUCAAGUUCAAAUUCGACAACUAUCAUCAAAACCUUUGACAGAUAAUCAAGAAAUUAUUGGUUCAUGGUUUCCAACUGGUUAUUAUGGUCAUUUUAGAGCUAAAUCACGUAUUGAUUUAUGUAAUGAUUUUCGUCAACUUGCUCGACCUAAUCCACCUAAAAAGUUCUUAGAUCGACAAAAUUCUGACGUUAAUUCACAUAUGUUUUCUCAACAUGAUAAUCGUUUUAAAUUUGAAUGUGAUCCACUUGUUCGAAAUACUCAAAGUGGUUUUGGUAGACGAAAAUUAAAAACAAAUGUACAAGGUAAAUUUGAUCCAUUUUUUAUUAGUUGGAUACCAGAAAAUAUUGAUCAUAAAAAUUAUAUUGAUGAUAUUAAAACAACUUCAUAUGCUAAUGAUUUUAAUUCAAAUUUAAAAUCAUCACAUAUUUUAUAUAAAUCAAAAUCAAUUAAUUCACCAUUAGCUUCAAAUAAUCUUAGUGUUUAUUCAACUAUUUUUAAUCAUGGUCAACCAGAUGAACAACAAUCAAAACAAAUUCAACAAGAAACAUUUCAAAGAUAUUCAGCAAAUUUAAUACGUCGUUCACAAAUACAAAAUAAUGAACGAAGUACAAAUGUUGCUUCAUGUCUUAUAUGGAAUAAUAAAAAUAAUAAGAAUGAGUCUACUAAAAUCAAUAAUCUUAUGUCUACUUCAUUAGAAUUUCCUAGAUCUGAUAUGUCAAUUAUUAAACAACAACAAAAAUCAUAUCAAAAUCAAUCUAUACCAAUGUUGAAAACUAUGACGCAGUCAAAUUUCAAUGCCAAUACAUCACAAGACUAUUGUCAUAAUCGACCAUUUCAACAAGCUACUUCAUUUGGACGAACACGUACUAACGGCAUGGAACAUCUUAUUACAAAAUAUAUGUAA
Messenger RNA from Rotaria sp. Silwood1, 909 nucleotides. Lineage: Eukaryota; Metazoa; Rotifera; Eurotatoria; Philodinida; Philodinidae. The record is from the annotation of a GenBank genome assembly.